AGGGGAACAUGGCGGCGGCGGAGCCCUCGGUGGCCGCGCUAGCUGGCGGCGGCGGUGUGGGCGCGGGGGCGCCGUCGGGCGGCGUGCCGGUGCUCUUCUGCUUCUCGGUGUUUGCGCGGCCCGCGUCGGUGCCCCACGGCGCGGGCUACGACGUGCUCAUCCAGAAGUUCCUGAGCCUGUACGGCGACCAGCUCGACAUGCACCGCAAAUUCGUGGUGCAGCUCUUCGCCGAGGAGUGGGGCCAGUACGUGGACCUGCCCAAGGGCUUCGCGGUGAGCGAGCGCUGCAAGCUGCGCCUGGUGCCGCUGCAGAUCCAGCUUACGACCCUGGGAAAUCUCACACCUCAGAGCACUGUGUUUUUCUGCUGUGACAUGCAGGAAAGAUUCCGUCCAGCCAUCAAGUACUUUGGAGACAUCAUUAGUGUGGGACAGAGACUGUUGCAAGGAGCUCGGAUAUUAGGGAUUCCAGUUAUCAUAACAGAGCAAUACCCCAAAGGACUUGGCAGCACCGUUCAAGAAAUUGACUUAACGGGUGUAAAACUGGUUCUUCCAAAGACCAAGUUUUCUAUGGUGUUACCUGAAGUCGAAGCAGCAUUAGCUGAAAUUCCUGGCGUCCGAAGUGUUGUGUUGUUUGGAGUAGAAACGCACGUAUGUAUCCAGCAGACUGCCCUGGAGCUGGUUGGCCGAGGCAUCGAGGUUCACAUUGUUGCUGAUGCCACCUCCUCGAGAAGCAUGAUGGACAGGAUGUUUGCUCUUGAGCGUCUUGCUCGGACUGGGAUCAUCGUGACCACUAGUGAGGCUGUCCUCCUACAGCUGGUGGCUGACAAAGACCACCCAAAGUUCAAGGAAAUUCAGAACCUAAUUAAGGCGAGUGCCCCGGAGUCUGGUUUGCUUUCCAAAGUAUAGGAGACAUGAAGGAUCAGGAUCCUCCUUCCCUCCAGGCGACGGGACUGCAAGCCAGACCAGCCCUUGUCUCUACUAGAAUAUGUUAAGUCAACAGCAGCUCCUACUUUGCAGCUCUUAGUAACAUUUAACUGGCUAGACCAUGGGUACAAGUGUUUAGUUAUGAUGUCGAGGCUUCAGGUGCUGCUUAUCUUCCGUGUUUCCUAACGAGCUUUUAGUUAUUAAGACAAAUUACCAUGGAGGUGCCUGUCUUGUCUACACUGUAUACUCUGACCAUAUCUUUCCAAAGUGCAUCCUCUGGUGAAGUUUUCUUAAAUUGUGUACUUUAAUGGGAAAAAAAAACCUCACCUACCACAAUGGUUUGAUUUUUCUAUUGUUGUGGAAUAUCCGUUGUAAUGUCAGUCAGUGUAGACCCAAUGAUUCCUGGGUGAGAAUUAAUAAGCAGGACUCUGGAUUGUGUACCUGCUCCUCUCAGUGUUGGAAUUGCUGAGUGAGGUGCAUUGACUUAACCAGAGAAAAUUAUCUUAACUAUUGUGUAUCUGUCUUAAUUGCACUAAUUUUCUUAUUCCUGUUACCAUCUUUGUGGAUUUUCUUCCUCUGGCUAACAGUCUAUAUUAACAUUUUUCUUCCACCGAAUCUUUUACUUCCUCCUAGGUUAUAUCAAACUUGUAAACAGAUGGGGGUGGUUUGCAGUGCUGGGUCAUUGACAGAGGUAUGCCCUAACAUAACACCUUUACGGUAUUUUUGAGCGCAUCUUUUACUGUACACAGGAGUUGGUGGAGAAAGAAAAACUAGGUAAAAUAUAGUUUAAAAUGCCCAUAUUCCCCUUCAAACAUUGUUACAGCUGAUAUCAUCAACAGGACUCAUAGGGGUACUACUGUGGACAUUGUUAACCUGUCAAUAAACUUACUUUCAUUUCAUACUGAUUAGUGCUUAAAAAACAUUUUAAUGUAUGUUGUGAUAUGUGAAACAUUACUCUCUUUGUAUAAAAUUAAAGAAAAUGUAUUGUGUGAGUGAAACUGUUUUGUUUCCCAUGACUCCAUGAAUAUUAGUCAACAAAUUGUAAUGACUUUUCAAAGGUAACAGAUUUGAUGUUUAUAAUCUUAGAACUCAUCGGAACUUUCAAAGGAGGAGACACCUCUGCAGGCCCAGACCCAUAAAGUUCCUGCAGGGUUUUCCUGUUAGCACUAUUAAAUGUGUCUUGUCAUUUGAGCCUUGGUAAGGCACCACAGCCUAGUGUUUUUUCUUGGUGUGCUCAGUUGUUCUCAACCUCUAGGCUGUGACCACAGGGGUCACAGAUCAGAUAGAUCACAUAUCAGAUAUUUGCAUUAAGAGUCAUGACAGUAGCAAUGUUAGAGUUAUGAAGUAGCAAUGAAAAUGAUUUUAUGGUUAGGGAGUCACCACAACUCGAGGAGCUGUAUUAAAGGGUUGCAGUGUUAGGAAGAUUGAGAGCUAUUGCUUAGCAGAUGAAUCCAGAAAGAAGCAUCAUAUAGUUAUCCGCGUUUUAAGAUAAUGUCUAAUAAAUAUAAUCUAGUUUUCCAAACUUUUAUUAUCUGAAGUGCUUGUUAAAAUACUGAUUCUAGCUUUUUCCUCUCCCUUCAUUGAAAACCAAAAGGCAUUACCACUGUCACAGCAAAGAUUUAAUGUAGGAUGGUUUCCCUUUCUUGUACCCAUGCCUCUUCCACAGCUGAAGGCAGCUCUGGGGCCCCGGACUAGUGUCCUGUGGCUGCCCUAACAAAACUCCAUAGACUCCACGUCUCAAGACAACAGACUGUUUCAUCUCAACUCUGUGGAGUUCUAGGACUUACUGUGCUGCUAUCAAAGCUUGUAUUGCAAGGCUGUGGUCCUUUCUGGGGCCUGAAUAAGGGAUGACUUACAUCCUGCAGUUCCGUGAUUCUAGAAUCUGUUCAUGUGGGCUUUUUUGAUAGGUUUGUUUUGGUUUGUUUGUUUUGUCCCAUUACUUCCAUCUUCUCAGGCAACAAGUGUGGGUCCUUAGGUCCCUUCUGACUCCCUUCUUCUGCCUGGCCUAAGAUCUCAUGUGAUUUAAGGUUCCUAAUUAGCAACCGUAUUCCACCUACAGCCUUAACACCCUUUGGCCAUGUAUCUCUGUUCCAGGAUCUAGGGAUUAAGACAUGGGUAUCUUCACACAGACAUCAGCUAGUGAGUGUGAAUUGAAUUAAAUUGUUAUCAGGUCCAGGAAUGUAAAAUACAUGGACGCUCAGAAGAAUCAUGAACUCUGCCUUCUCUUUUCUGUUUUGUGAAUCAUGCCAAGAAGAUGGCAAGGCUUUAUGAUUAAAAGAAAACUGAAUUGAUUGUAAUACUUUGAAAUGGAAGUGUCCAUGACUUUGUAGGAUAAUGAAAUUCCUUUCAUCGACAUAAAUAAAGAACUUCAGAAUGUAA
Messenger RNA from Grammomys surdaster, 3302 nucleotides. It is a transcript of the gene Isoc1, whose product is annotated as isochorismatase domain containing 1. The transcript has 5 exons. Lineage: Eukaryota; Metazoa; Chordata; Mammalia; Rodentia; Muridae. The coding region runs from base 9 to 905 and encodes 298 amino acids. The record is from RefSeq and is a predicted model, not a curated record. Gene Ontology annotation, cellular component: cytoplasm.